CCAAGCACAACGCCAACGCCUCUUCCCCUUAGGGCUCCACCAGCCGCCGGCUGUCCCGAAGUGUUCCGCUCUGGCUCUGCUGCCGCCGACGGCCGGAGCAGUCCCCCAAGUCAGGAUCCGACGACUCGGGGGAGCAGAAGGAAGAAAAUCCAACUGCGCCCACCCUGAACGGGGAGAGAGGACGAGGUGCCCUAUGAGCGCGAUUCACAAUUGUCUGAUGCGUGGAAGAAUCAGCUUCAGAUGGAUCGAGGAGAUGGCCUGAGCUGGGGUGGCGCACAGCGCACGGGGAACAGGUACGCAACCCUAGCAACUCCUGGAAGCGAAGGUAGGAGGGCGGAGGUGCGUGGGGGAAGCUCGGCGGAAGCCGAGCGAACAGCGAAGGCGCAAAUGCAGUCCAAGAUCAAACGCAGAAACACACAAGGGAUCACCUACUUCGGUCUCGUAUGGAAGAAAAGCAAGAGCGACACAAAUGCUAUCAGUGCUGACGAUGUUAUCCUUGGAAGCAAGGAUGGUGUUGGUUCGUCCAUGAAACCAAUCUGCUGUCUCUGCCGCAAGCGAUAUUCCCCAGACCUGAUGUACAUCCGGUGUGAGAGGUGCAGAAAUUGGUUCCAUGGAGAUGCCUUGAGACUAGAGGAGGCAAGGAUUGCUGAAGUCAUAUCGUACAGAUGCUGCAGAUGUCGGAGGAGGGCAAUACCGGGAUGUCCUCAUUCAGAUGAUUAUUAUCAUAAGAGGCCUGAACCAGAACCUGUCAUCCAAGAAAGUGCAGCUAAUAUUCCCUCAAGCGAGGAAGCUAUUAGCGCAGCAGAUGAAAAUCCAUCAUGUGCUUCAUUUGGUAGAUUCGAACACACUGUAGAAGAGAUUCAUGCUGAUUCCUCGGUGCACAUGGAAACCUUUGUCCCGGGAAGUAAUCAAGAGAUGAACUUUGUGGAUGGUUCUUACAAUUCAGCACAUUCAUUCGAUAAGAUAGAAAUUAAGCAGGUUAUGAAGGACGCUCAACCAUAUGAUGCAUGCUUUGCAUGGUAUACGCCUGGUAGCGGUACCUGCCAGCAGUUGGACCCUAUGGAUCCUGUGGAUGAUGUCCCCCUGCCAGUUCCCACAGUGGAGACCAAUUUUGAGAAAGACCAAACUGCUGCACUUCACAGAGCUUAUGGUGGUUUUCGGGUUGUUGCUGCGGAGAGUGGCUCAUUAUAUGAGCGGAUUAGACAGGGGGACUAUCUCACCAAUGAUGAGAUCAUGGGGACCUUGGACAAGCUUCAGAAAAUUGCUCUACACCAAAUGAAGGAUAUUGCCAGCCAUGGCAUAGUCUACUCCGAGGUCCCGACACAAUCAAUGCACAACGCAAGCACCUCCACCACCUGGCCAUCUGAUCACCAGAGUAGCCUCUAAGACUCCAGCACCAGAUGUGAUUGCUACAACAUCAUAAUUAACUGUGCUAUCAAAUUGCGUGUGGUUGAGGCAUUGUAAUUUGGACUCCAGGAAGAUUCACCUCAACAGCAUGAUAUUUUUUCUCGAAGCGGCUCAAUACUAUGAUUUAAGCUAUUCGGAUGUCUUGUUUUUUUAGGUGAUCCCUCAUCGACGCAGCUUGUUCCUUGGGGUUAUACUUAAAGCAACAAAGCUGGUUUUUGUGACGAGGCUGUUAAGAAACAUUUCUUAUACUGACGCUGCAUAACCCUAGCAGCCCAUGGCAAUAUACCCUGUUUUGAGUUUCUGUCACGGAUGUCUAAUUAUUCCUGGCUGUACCGUGUUGCUGCUGCAUGUGGCACUGUCACCACUGACCAGCAGUUAAGGAGUAUAUCUUUUUGUUUCUUGCAAAAAAGUUAAGGAGUAUACUUUUCUUCUUGAAAUUUUUGAAGCAGUAGUACAUCUUUGGCCUUUAUGACCAUGAUUGCUGAAA
This is a messenger RNA of Hordeum vulgare subsp. vulgare (domesticated barley), 1894 nucleotides long. RefSeq lists its product as uncharacterized. NCBI's taxonomy places the organism in Eukaryota, Viridiplantae, Streptophyta, Magnoliopsida, Poales, Poaceae. The record is from RefSeq and is a predicted model, not a curated record. The transcript has 5 exons. The coding region runs from base 241 to 1386 and encodes 381 amino acids.